AUGCUGGAUGGGAGAUGCGGUGGCAUGGCAGAUCAAGCUGCAGUGGCUGUGGCAAGUGCAGGAGCUGAGCAGAGUCCAAGCGUGGUAGACAGGUGCUCGACAGGAGACGACAAGGCAGAUCAAGCUGCAGUGGCUGUGGCAAGUGCAGGAGCUGAGCAGAGUCCAAGCGUGGUAGACAGGUGCUCGACAGGAGACGACAAGGCAGAUCAAGCUGCAGUGGCUGUGGCAAGUGCAGGAGCUGAGCAGAGUCCAAGCGUGGUAGACAGGUGCUCGACAGGAGACGACAAGGCAGAUCAAGCUGCAGUGGCUGUGGCAAGUGCAGGAGCUGAGCAGAGUCCAAGCGUGGUAGACAGGUGCUCGACAGGAGACGACAAGGCAGAUCAAGCUGCAGUGGCUGUGGCAAGUGCAGGAGCUGAGCAGAGUCCAAGCGUGGUAGACAGGUGCUCGACAGGAGACGACAAGGCAGAUCAAGCUGCAGUGGCUGUGGCAAGUGCAGGAGCUGAGAAGAGUCCAAGCGUGGUAGACAGGUGCUCGACAGGAGACGACAAGGCAGAUCAAGCUGCAGUGGCUGUGGCAAGAGCAGGAGCUGCAUCCGAUUCCUCAUCACUUCCACCUCCCCCAGAUGAGCCUCCCUUGCUUCCUCCCCCUUGGCCCUCCUCUCCCUUCCCUCCCGCCUUCUCUCCUCCCCCCUCGUUAUCCUGCAACCACCGCUCCCACGAGCCCUCCCCUUGCACACCACUGCUUCCACCAGAGAGCUGGGGACCUGGUGGGGAUGGCAGGGAUGGCAGGGACGGGAAGAUCAGGCUUGGAAGAGCAGGGAUAGGAGGGAUGGAUGGAUGA
Molecule: messenger RNA, 840 nt
Organism: Closterium sp. NIES-65
Lineage: Eukaryota; Viridiplantae; Streptophyta; Zygnematophyceae; Desmidiales; Closteriaceae
Source: the annotation of a GenBank genome assembly